Messenger RNA from Suillus subalutaceus, 777 nucleotides. RefSeq lists its product as uncharacterized. The transcript has 2 exons. The coding region runs from base 1 to 777 and encodes 258 amino acids. Lineage: Eukaryota; Fungi; Basidiomycota; Agaricomycetes; Boletales; Suillaceae. The record is from RefSeq and is a predicted model, not a curated record.
AUGAUAAGCACAGACGCCGAGCACCAUGUUGGAUGUCCUGUACGCAGAACGAAACCCACAGCCGCCCUUCUUCAGCAUGCCGAGAAGGCGGCACUGCCAUCCCAAACCAAGGCGAUUAACAAAUUCCAUGCCGCAGAGGCUGCCAAGUGUGCCGUUGAACAUAUCUCCACUUCAUCCCCCACUGAAACUGCAAAAUCACCAUCUCCCACGCCAUCAACACCAUCUACUGUCAACACCUGCAAAAGGGUGCACCCUGAAGACUCCUCUGAUGGAGAAUCUGCUGAUGAUGAGCGUGAAAACGCACGUACUAAUCCCAAGCUUCGAAAGCAGCGCAAAUUGGCUGUUGUCCCAACCAAGCCAGAAUCAGUUGACGCUGAUGGUAUUCUAAUUGAUGUCGACGUUCAAUCUCUCGCAGAACCAGUGUUGACGCAAGAAGCCAAAACAGCCGAUAUCGACACUUUUUUUGGUGCUACCUUUGAUCAUGCAGGGGCCAAUGGGAAGGUGAAAAAGCACAGGAAGUGCAAGAUGUGCCCGAAAGCAUGUAUUCUUGUUAACAAAAUAUCUACCCUCCGUCAUCAUGCUGAGGCAAAGUUCUCUGGCAAAUAUCGGAAAUGGGCCAAAGAACAUUCAUUCGAGUCAAUGCUUCCUGGUGACGUCAAGGCCCACAAGGACAAUGCCACGCAGCAGAGCAUUAAUACGCAUCUGACUGAGCGGAAACUUGCUGAAAAAGUGGUUUCAUAUUUGGAUAAGUUAUUCAAACAGGCCGCAAUCGAGUAG